UAAAAGUGUGACAUUAUGGCCGGAGCGUCACCAAUUCGCAGGCGUCCUGUUCCUGAUGCACUAGAAAUCUGAAGAUUGCAGGCAUAAAUCAAACCCCCCAAACAAAGAGAGGAACUAUAUUUGACCAAAGAGGAGUCUAGGGGUCAGUCAGAGGAAGGAAACUGCCAAGCUGUUUAGGUACACCAGAAGCAGGGGCAGUCAGCCGGGCGAUCUGAGUGUUUCCUGGCUUUGAUGCGACCCGAGUGUGCGUGGAGCAUGUCCACAGUAGGCCUGACUGCACAGGAGAUCUGUUUUCCCAUAGAAAGCCCCUUUCUGCGGGGCAGCUACUGUCACAGCAUGGCUGGAUCCAAACCGUCCUGGAGCUAUCCCCAUGAGCUGGACAACUUCUGCUUCAAUACGAACAGUGGACACACAGAUCGCAGCUCUCGAACCCAACACAAGGGGCCAUCUCCACCAUCUCUAAGUUAUGAGAGACAUAAACACAGUCCCAGCACACAGAGGUUACCUCCAAAGAAAUCUCGGCCUUCCCAUCUCUCCUUGUCUUGCAGUGCAGAACCCUCCACCCCAAGUCCUGUUGAUGAAGACCAGGUGGUUCCCUCAUUCCAGAAGCUCUCAGUGUGCAGCAGCCCACCACAGACACCAGGCCGAUGCUCCAAGCCUCUGCCCCCCAUCCCUCCACACACAGACAUCUCCCCUGAGCAGGCUAUGGACAAUGAGGUAGAAUUUUUCACAAGUUCAGACGACCGCUACCUGUUGUCUGAUCACUGUCCCAAAUCAUCCCCUUUUCGAUACGGAGUCCACAGUCGAAGGAGUUUCAGGGACUGCGGGCAGAUUAACUAUGCUUACUAUGAUGGUCCAUUGGGACCACGAAGCCAGAGGCAGCCCCAGCAGCACCAUCAGACACAUCCUCCACAAGAAGUACAGGAACAGUAUGAGCAGCAGCGUCAGGAACCACCUGAGACGGUGAUCUGUCAGAGACAGCAAGACAAGGCUCAGAGGAGGCUGCGACGCUCUCACUCUGGCCCAGCUGGAUCCUUCAACAAGCCAUCACUGCUGCGCCUCACAUGCCACAAGCGCCAUACCAACAGUACUGAUAGGCAAGAGGUGCCACCCCCUGUCCCUCCCCGGACAAUCAAGGCGGGAGACUACCGUCGCUGGUCAGCAGAGGUCUCGUCUGGGGCUUAUAGUGAUGAGGACAAACCACCCAAGGUGCCCCCAAGGGAUCAUUUGUCCAGAGGCAGCUCACGAACCCCUAGCCCCAAGAGCCUCCCAACAUAUGUCAAUGGGGUGAUGCCCCCAACCCAAAGCUUUGCACCGGAUCCUAAAUAUGUAAGCUGUCGUUUACAGAGACAGAACAGUGAGGGCUCCCCCUGCAUCCUUCCUGUGAUGGAAAAUGGCCAAAAGGCCAGCGCCACACAUUACUAUCUCCUGCCUCAGCGGCCUGCUUUCAUGGACUCACCUUAUGUAGAGAAAAUUCUUCAGGCCAUAGACAGCUCUGCAGCUCACAAUACAGAUGUAUCAGAAUCAGACUGGGACCGCCACCCCGGGCGAAAAGCACAUGUGGAUUUAGUUUGACAGGUUUUAGUUGAACUAACAGAGGACACCACUCUACACGAGCAAAAACCACUUGACAAAAUGGUGAAACUGGACACUAACAACCCUCAAACUGCUGCUUUUUCUGUUUGUUUGUUUUUUUUUUGUUUUCUUUUUAACCCCUCGUAUUCUGAACACACAGGGUAUACAUACAUAUACUGUAUUCAGUUACUGGUAAUGUUGGAAUAGCUUUCACAACCGAGAUGCUUUAUGUGGGCAGAAUUCAACAUUGUAGAGCUUAUUUUUGAUAUGAUUUUUAUUUGACGACAUUAUUUUAAUGACGAUGUAGUUCAGUCAGAAGGUACAAGCGGGUCUUGAACCUCAUGUGCUCAGUGUUUUGUGUCUGGAAGGUUGAGGCUGUUUUGAUGAGAUGGGUUUUUUUUUUUUUGAGACACAAGCAGUCUCACGGGAGACAAAAGGUCAGUAAUGUAACCAUGCAUCACUUAAUAUAUGAAGUAUAAACACAAGGCCAAUUAAUUUUUAACAAAAUGAAGGAUGCUAGCACAUAAAUCUCCAUUCUGCUCGCUACUAUAUAUAAUAUCACUGACGUGGUUUCCCUACCUUAAUGAAGUUUCAGUCUUACUCUGUGUUUCGCACAUGGCACGGUGUCAUGGUAUGUUUUGUACUAAGAGGUGGGCGAAUUAUGCUUGUUUCCUAUUGGAAUGCCUAGUGCGGCUUAUACAAUGUGGUUGUCUGUCGACAAGUGUGUUAUGUAUGUGUGUGGACAUGUUUGUGCAUACAUGCAUGUGAACAGCACUUGGAAGAGUGUUCUGGUGAUAUUAUGUUGAAUGACAUUUGACAGUUAAGUGGAAAAUUGUCAACCAUCCUUGUUACUGUGCUCAGAUUUUUUUAUUUAAAAUUUUUUUGCAGCACCUGCUUUUAAAUGCAGCCCUCUAAGAUUGCUUUCUUUCAAUGUCCAGGUCUGUUUUCUUGUACAGAAAUUGACCUGUUGAAGUGAAACGUAUGUCAUUCUUACUGAAAUUGUUUAUCAGUUGGAGGGGCAUACAGUAUUUUUUUUUUUGGUCAAGCUGUGAGUCGUUGUCUGAAAGGAAUUUACCUCAAGUACUACCUCCCUUUGAUAUAAUUCUGUAUUUCACAUACUCCCCAGUUAAAUAGUGUCCAAAGGCAAAAUCUGAAAUAAUGUACAAAACAUGAGGUAACCUGCUCCAUGCGUGACAAAACUGUACUUCAGAACUGUAAUUCAAGAGUAACACGCAGCCAGUUCUAACCAGCUCUUCCUUACAUGGAGAUUUUAGAUCACAGAUGUUAGGCUAACCUGUUAAUACAGACACAUUACAAAGACACUGCAGGGUUAACCUACCUG
Monopterus albus (swamp eel) is the source of this 2917-nucleotide messenger RNA. RefSeq names its product ERBB receptor feedback inhibitor 1a (gene errfi1a). The record is from RefSeq and is a predicted model, not a curated record. The transcript has 4 exons. Gene Ontology annotation, biological process: regulation of keratinocyte differentiation; negative regulation of epidermal growth factor receptor signaling pathway. Lineage: Eukaryota; Metazoa; Chordata; Actinopteri; Synbranchiformes; Synbranchidae. Bases 232 to 1575 code for a protein of 447 amino acids.